Messenger RNA from Dichotomopilus funicola, 252 nucleotides. RefSeq lists its product as uncharacterized. The coding region runs from base 1 to 252 and encodes 83 amino acids. NCBI's taxonomy places the organism in Eukaryota, Fungi, Ascomycota, Sordariomycetes, Sordariales, Chaetomiaceae. Gene Ontology annotation, molecular function: RNA binding. The record is from RefSeq and is a predicted model, not a curated record. Gene Ontology annotation, cellular component: U2 snRNP; U4 snRNP; catalytic step 2 spliceosome. The transcript has 3 exons. Gene Ontology annotation, biological process: mRNA splicing, via spliceosome; spliceosomal snRNP assembly.
AUGGCACCCGCCCAACCGGAGCUCAAGAAGUACCUCGACAAGCGGCUGUUUGUCCAGCUCAACGGUAGCCGGAAAGUCAUUGGCGUGCUCCGUGGAUACGAUGUCUUCCUCAACAUUGUACUAGAUGACGCGGUCGAGGAGAAGGACAACGGAGAGAAAGCGAGACUUGGCAUGGUGGUUAUCCGCGGUAACUCGGUUGUUAUGUUAGAGGCACUCGAGAGGAUUGGCGGGGACGAGCGUGGGGGGCGUUAA